UGGUGAAAAGCAACUAUAUAAAAAAACUGCAUGACCUUAAUCACAAUUUUGAUCAUUUACACAGUCGACAUGUAAUUGCAAGUCAAACAAUUUGUACAACCAUAACACAACACACUUUGAAAGAAGGUAUCUAACAGUGCUCAAUUGCUAGACAAAAAAAUUAUCUGCUCGAACGCGCCCGCUCUCUCAUUUUGCCUGUCAGCAAAACAUUGUUGAGCGAUUGAGUUUAUGCAACGUGUUUACCUCGGCGUGCUUGUGAAACACUACACAUUGUAACAAUGCUCAUAAGUGAAUUCUUCAUUAUGGUAAAUCAACCAACGUUAUUGUCAACGCAACUUUUUUACAAGAACAGGGUUGUAGAAGUGACUCUGAACCGCGUUAUGUUGGGAUUUUGGAAGGAGAUUGAGACGAGGAGAAAACGCUCUGCGAGCUUCAAUUGUAUUUCUAAAGAUGCAGACCACCAUUUUCUCCUGGUGUCUGAGAUAGUUGGUGCCAGAGAGACCAAAGAAGAAGAAGACCAAACAAACAAAGAUGGUGGAAGGAAGCAUAGAGUUCUGUUGUAUCCGUAUGCAUUUACAGUGUCCUACACGGAGAGGACCAAACAUCACUGCUGGCGGUGUAAAGACAUCAUCUUCCAUUGCUUAGACGAGGCACAGCGUCAACAGUGGGUCCAGACAAUCAACAACCAGCUCUCACUACUCAGCAUCCGACCGAAACGCUUGCUAGUGUACAUCAAUCCCUACAGUGGGAAACAACGUGGGAAGUGGAUUUACGAGCAGAGAGUAGCCCCACUCUUCUCUCGAGCCUCCAUCUCCACCGACGUGAUCGUUACGGAGAGUGCCAAUCAUGCCAGGGAUCACUUGAAGACGGAGGUAGAUCUGAAGCAAUGUGACGGGGUGGUGUGCGUGGGAGGGGACGGGAUGUUCAGCGAGGUUGUCCACGGCCUGGUCUCUAGGACCCAGAGUGAUUCCAGAGUGGACCAGAACCAACCGAACCAGGACCUGGUUCCAUGUGCGCUCCGCAUCGGAAUCAUCCCUGCAGGUUCGACUGACUGUAUCUGCUAUUCUACCACAGGCACCAACGAUCCAGUGACUUCAGCCCUGCACAUCAUCAUGGGUGACUCCCAGCCCAUGGAUGUGUGUUCUGUCCAUCACAACAACACCUUCCUCAGGUACUCCGUCUCGCUGCUCGGAUACGGUUUCUACGGCGACGUGCUGACAGACAGCGAGAGGAAGCGCUGGAUGGGGCCUUCCAGAUACGACUUCUCGGGCCUAAAGACGUUCCUGACCCAUCAGUAUUAUGAAGGGACCGUCGCUUUCCUGCCCGCUGAGGACAACCUGGGGAACCCUAGAGACAAGAUCAAGUGCAUGACUGGGUGCCAUAUCUGUGAGCAGGGUGCCAACAAUGGGCAGCUCCUCUCAUUGGAUCAUGUCGACAAGAUGGCUGAAGAGAACUCUGACAAGGAGACCAGUGGUGAUGGUGUAUGGCGGGUGAUCCGGGGGAAGUUCCUAGCAAUCAACGCUGCCAGUAUGAGCUGUGCCUGUCCUCGCAGCCCUAGAGGCUUGUCGCCCUAUGCCCACCUGGCCGACGGCACCACAGACCUCAUCCUGGUACGCAAGGCCUCCCGCCUCGACUUCCUCCGACACCUCAUACGACACACCAACAAGGACGACCAGUUUGACAUGUCCUUUGUGGAGGUGCACCGUGUGCGGCGGUUCCGUUUUGUUCCAAAGCAAAGCAACGGGAUCUCAGAGGUGGACCUGAGUGAGACCAGUGGGAAGAAGAUCUGUAACCAGGUCUGUACGGCCCAUCCCAACAACGACACGGGCCAUAGCAACUGGAACUGUGAUGGGGAGAUCUUGCCUCAUGCGGAUAUACAAGUGAGUGUUCACUGCCAGCUGAUCAGACUAUUUGCCAGAGGUGUCGAGAGGAGGACCACGUUUGACACUUACACAUGGUCUGUAAUAGAGGGAUCAAGUCUCUCGUGGCAAGCUUAAGGGGACCAACUGUCCCCAAUUGUGCUAGAAAGUCCUGCAUUUGGACCCUUUAUCCCUCCAUCCUGCAACCACACAUGCAAGUCCUGCAUUUGGACCCUUUAUCCCUCCAUCCUGCAACCACACAUGCAAGUCCUGCAUUUGGACCCUUUAUCCCUCCAUCCUGCAACCACACAUGCAAGUCCUGCAUUUGGACCCUUUAUCCCUCCAUCCUGCAACCACACAUGCAAGUCCUGCAUUUGGACCCUUUAUCCCUCCAUCCUGCAACCACACAUGCAAGUCCUGCAUUUGGACCCUUUAUCCCUCCAUCCUGCAACCACACAUGCAAGUCCUGCAUUUGGACCCUUUAUCCCUCCAUCCUGCAACCACACAUGCAAGUCCUGCAUUUGGACCCUUUAUCCCUCCAUCCUGCAACCACACAUGCAAGUCCUGCAUUUGGACCCUUUAUCCCUCCAUCCUGCAACCACACAUGCAAGUCCUGCAUUUGGACCCUUUAUCCCUCCAUCCUGCAACCACACAUGCAAGUCCUGCAUUUGGACCCUUUAUCCCUCCAUCCUGCAACCACACAUGCAAGUCCUGCAUUUGGACCCUUUAUCCCUCCAUCCUGCAACCACACAUGCAAGUCCUGCAUUUGGACCCUUUAUCCCUCCAUCCUGCAACCACACAUGCAAGUCCUGCAUUUGGACCCUUUAUCCCUCCAUCCUGCAACCACACAUGCAAGUCCUGCAUUUGGACCCUUUAUCCCUCCAUCCUGCAACCACACAUGCAAGUCCUGCAUUUGGACCCUUUAUCCCUCCAUCCUGCAACCACACAUGCAAGUCCUGCAUUUGGACCCUUUAUCCCUCCAUCCUGCAACCACACAUGCAAGUCCUGCAUUUUUUAUUUUUUAUAUUUAUAACUUUCAUUUUUUUUUUUUUUAAGUCAGUUGGUCACGUAUUUCAGACUUCCCAUUUAUUUGAGGAGAACUGCCAUCAGCUUGCGCUUUUGACAAGACAUAUAGGCGCUUUCCCUUCCCAGUCAAGUAUCUUUCCUGAUGCAUCUCCCCACCGGAGCUUAAGCGAGUAUCUGCCGCAAUUACACCAGAUUGCAGUACAGGUUUCCGAGAGUAUGGAGACCCAUAAUGAGAUGAACGAAAAGGAGGAAUCUGUUCUAUGUACCUCCAAUCAAAGUAUGUGACUGAUGUUCUGUGUGGGCAUCCAAAGACAAUGUGAUGGGAAGUGGAAAUCACCAAGCUAGACUGUCGGUAAUGCCUCACUGCUUCUGCGUAUCGCUGUGAUACAAUGUGAGGGCAGAGAAACUCCAGGGCAAUCAGAGGUCCCUAAGUGAUUUUGCUUUCCCAGGAAGUUUCGCACCUGUGGCACAGAGCUACAGUUUGUCUAUUUUGAAGUUAUUUAGUUAAGACUAGUAGCCCCUCUCACUAGUGGGGGGGGGGGGCUGCUGCCAGUGGGUUGUCCUCUGUGUGUAGGGUAAUGUCUUUGUGAGAGUGCCAUCAUAAUGAGUUAGCGCCGUUACAAUUAUACACCAGACUGCCAUCAGACAGAUGCUGCUUCCUGCAGCCAAAACAUCAGCCAACUCUAGGACACACACACACACACACACACACACACACAUCUAUCAUCUGCCACUGUGAAACCACACACAGACCUAAACUCUCAACACUGUGGGAGGCUCGGCCUGUUCUUUUGGAAGCCUCUCCACGAUCAUUACUGGUUGCUGCGAAAGGCCAUGAUUAUAUUUCAACUCUGAGCUGUGAGUGAAUCAGGUCGUGCUUAUAAUCUUCCCUGUGGGUGAACGGUCUAUGUGGCUGUCCCGUUCUGAUGAACUGGCUGAUGUUUCUUUGCUGUGUACAAUGGAUAUAUCUGUGUGGAACCAAACGGUGUCAGCCCCACGCUGACUCGCUAAGCCAUCUGACGUGGGGGAACGUUUUGACAGAGUUCUGCUGAAGGCUUUAUAAUGACCGAAAUAUUUAUGUAAACCAUUCAUCUUGCGGGUCUCAAGAUGACAUGACACACUGUGUGUAACUAACCUGUGAUGUGGAUUAUGAUUAGAUAAGGAUUGAAUAUGUAUGAAUGUUUGGAUACAGCUUAAUUAAAGUGCUUUUAAACUAA
This is a messenger RNA of Oncorhynchus kisutch (coho salmon), 4102 nucleotides long. It is a transcript of the gene cerk, whose product is annotated as ceramide kinase. The coding region runs from base 279 to 1997 and encodes 572 amino acids. Gene Ontology annotation, biological process: ceramide metabolic process; phosphorylation. The transcript has 12 exons. Gene Ontology annotation, molecular function: ceramide kinase activity. The record is from RefSeq and is a predicted model, not a curated record. NCBI's taxonomy places the organism in Eukaryota, Metazoa, Chordata, Actinopteri, Salmoniformes, Salmonidae.